This is a messenger RNA of Pocillopora damicornis (cauliflower coral), 1170 nucleotides long. RefSeq lists its product as uncharacterized. Gene Ontology annotation, molecular function: calcium ion binding; protein binding. The record is from RefSeq and is a predicted model, not a curated record. NCBI's taxonomy places the organism in Eukaryota, Metazoa, Cnidaria, Anthozoa, Scleractinia, Pocilloporidae.
AUGUGUGGAGUGGGAAAGAAACUUAUCGAACGGACACUUAUCAAGAAUAUCAAAGAAACACCUUUCAGGGUUGAAAAGAUUGAAAACACUUUUCAAAAAUUUUUCUUUCAAUCUACCUCCAGUGAUCUUUCGCAUAAUGAACUCGAAUGGCUACCACACGAUGUCUUCGAUGACAUGCCUAGGCUUAAGCGACUUCGCUUACAUGGAAACCCAUGGAACUGUGCAUGCGAAAAAGGUUUAAAGGAUCUUCUGAACUCCAAGCCAAAGAUUAGCUUGGGCGCUGAGCCUGUCUUGUGUGUCACACCUGACAAAUUUAAAGACGCCAAAAUACAGAUUAACAAAAAGUGUGAAAUAAACGAGUGCUUGUUUGAGAACGACUGUGACGAUGUCGCAACUUGCAUAGAUAAUGCAUUUGAUUACGAGUGCAAUUGCACAAAAGAGGGAUUUACUGGUGAAGGAAAAGGAUGCAUAGACAUCGACGAAUGUAGUGGUUCAAACAAAUUUAAGGUCUGCGCAAAAGUAGGGGCAGUCUGCAUUAACACGCAUGGAAGCUACUCAUGUGGAUGUAAGAAAGGAUACACAGGGAAUGGGAAGCAAUGUACAGACAUAAACGAAUGUGUGGAACAUGAUUGUGACCAAGGAGAAUGUCAGAACACACAGGGAAGCUUUCGAUGCGACUGCUUUUCUGGAUAUGCUAUGAACGCAGAAAAAGUCUGUGUGGAUAUCGAUGAAUGCAAGGUUCGUAACAAAACCUGCAAAGAAAUUCCUCAUAGUCAUUGUGUCAACUUGAAGAAGUUUCAUUCCGCGGACGACGGUUAUCGCUGCCAGUGUGAGAAUGGGUACAAAAGAGUUGGCAAGAGCUGCGUUUAUAAAGGGGACAUGAAGGAGUGGAUAAAGUUCCUCGGGAUGAUCAUCGGAGGCUUUUUCGGUAUCCUGCUCUUGAUCAUUAUCUCUGCUGUUAGCUUUAGAAAAUGGAGAAACAGGAAAUCUGAGUCUGAGUCUGAGGAGAAAGAUGAGGUGGUCACGGCUCCUGUUGGCUUGGCACCCCCAGUAGACUUCGCCUACCUUGACAUGCCUCAAACACAGAAAGCGGAAAAUGAAGAGGACGACUGGAAAGAGCUAGAAGACGAGGACGAAGACGAGGACGAGGACGAGGACGAGGAGGACUAA